UAAGCCAAUGUUGACUGUGUAAGAGAGGGGGAGAAGAAGUGGGAGGAGCUAGUUAGCCAUGGAGGAGGAGGAGGAGGAAGAGGAGGAGGAGGAGGAGGGAGUGGUGGAGAUCUAUGCGGCUGAUCAGGACAAGAAAGGCAAAGCGAAAAGAUCCGAGAGGAGAUUAUUAUUUGAUGGAUUGGAUUUGAACAAGGAGGUGUUCUGUGAGGGGAGGGAAGAAGGAGGAGGAGGAGGAGAAGGAGGAGAUGAUGAUGAUAGAGGUAGCAUCACUGAUGAAGUCGCCGGCGGGAACAGCUCGAGCAACAACAAGGACGAGGACGACGACGAGGACAAAGGCGAAGGAGAAGAUCAGCUAGGGGCGGCGAGGGUGAGGCAGUACAACCGUUCGAAGAUGCCGAGGCUGCGGUGGACUCCGGAUCUUCAUCUCUCCUUUGUCCAUGCAGUGGAGAGGCUUGGAGGGCCAGAUAGAGCAACCCCAAAAUUGGUACUCCAGGCCAUGAACGUGAAGGGGCUGAGCAUAGCUCACGUCAAGAGUCACUUGCAGAUGUAUCGAAGCAAGAAGCUGGAUCAAGUGUGGCCAGAGAAAUCACCCUUUCUUCCAGCUGCUGCUUCUCCAAGUGGAACGUGUUUGAGUAGAGGAUAUGAUAAUUUUUAUUACACAAGAAGUACAGCUGCUGAUAAUUGUUCAUAUCUGCAUGAGACAAUUUUAUAUCCAAGAACUGCUCCAAUAAUCCACUCCUAUGGCAUGGAGAACAGUGUCCGUUAUCAAUCAAGGAACCUUCAUGACACAGACCACUUUUACAGCCUUAGACUAAACCCUCAGCUGGAUCUUCAAUACGCCAACUUUAGAUUGCAAGACUACAUGCUCAACCAUCCGCCUGUCAUGAGUCUCAACUAUUUGGGAUCCACAUUUAGUCAUGUGGAUCGAUCGGCUGCCACCCGGCACGAGAAGCCAUCCUCAUCGGUGUCCGGUUCGUAUGAUCGUAAAACCCUAAUUGCGGGAAGGCACUGCCUCGAGCGGCUAGAGGGGUCUGACCUUAAUGUGGAGUCGGAAGUUGACCUGAGGCUAAGCUUGGGGAGGAACUCAGUGGAUGAAGAAGGAAAAGGGAAGAAGAGACUCAGAGAAGAAGAGGUGAAGAGUUUAAGAUUAGGGCAUGGAUCUUUAGAUCUCACCAUAUCCUAAUUAAUGGUGUUCAUAUGCAUGGAAUUUAAUUUGAGUUCAAUAUUCCUGCCCUAUCAAUAUUGUU
This is a messenger RNA of Zingiber officinale, 1247 nucleotides long. RefSeq lists its product as uncharacterized. The transcript has 6 exons. The record is from RefSeq and is a predicted model, not a curated record. The coding region runs from base 59 to 1183 and encodes 374 amino acids. Gene Ontology annotation, molecular function: DNA-binding transcription factor activity; DNA binding. NCBI's taxonomy places the organism in Eukaryota, Viridiplantae, Streptophyta, Magnoliopsida, Zingiberales, Zingiberaceae.